AAUCAAAGUGAAUUUUAUUCAACAAGAGUGUGAUGCAGAUUGUGAUGGCCACGAGAAGUGCAGUCGAGAAUUUUUUGGAGAAAAUCGGCCUUGAAAGUUACCGGACAAGAUUUUUAAGUCAAGGAUAUGAUACGAUCAUCGACCUUUGUCUACUUGACGAACAUGACUUAGAUUCACUGAGUAUACAAGAACCAGUCGAAAGGUACAAGAUCCUAGACGCCGCUUCUUGCAUAGAUGUCGCAGACUGGCUACAACAUCUUGGUUUAGAUAACGAAAAUUGUUAUUUGGAGAGGUUAAGAGCUGAGGGAAUCACCACCAUAAGGGAUGUAAAAUCCAGAGAAUGGAGUGACGAACUCCUUGACUCCUUGGAGAUCAUGAUCCCAGGGCAUAGAAAAAGGGUUACAAGUGCAGCAACCUUUCUCAAGUGGCAUUCAGCUGAAGAACCUGACACUAGAGUGGUUGUCCUGGGUUACUGGGGACAACCCCCAGGGCUUGAGGACAACCCAUACCCCUUUCUGUGCGUUCCAGGACACCUUAAAUCUGACACUGGGGAAGGUGCCCGCUCAUCAGAGUUGACCGUGUUCAUCGUGGACUCUGGUAGUGAUGUUGUCACCGCCACCGAGAGCCUCAUUGCGAAUUUACAACUAGAAUACCUCAGGAACGUCGACAGUAGAGGGCCCUACUCAGCAGCAGACAAACCUCUCUACAGAGGGGUUCUUAAGCUUGGGACAGAAGAGUUUGAAGUCGAGGUUAUACCAGAAAAACUUGCGAGUGUUGGGCAUGCUGUUAUGCGGAAAUUUAAACACUAUAUCGAUGGCAAGUUUCAUCGCUGGCUCAAGGAGGAUAAGCCUGAAGAAACCCAGCCACCCCUUGAAGAACCUGAAUAAAUUAGUGAAUUUUCAAAAAAUCAAUGAACCAAUCCCAUCAUGGGAAUUAUGAACCAAAUGUAAAUAUAUUUUAUUGCGAAUUGAAUACAGAUUAAUUUUUAUUUCUUAAUGUAUUUAAGGCUCGUUUCAGGUAAUGGCUAUUUGUUUGUUAGGUUGUUUGUUUGUUUGUUUGUUUUUUAACCCUUUCAGAUCCCAUCAGUAAUUCUUCUUCUUAAUAUUUAGUCGACUCUUAUAAUGUUGGGAUAGAGAAUUUUUUAUCAGAUCAACCAAUAACCCCCUUUUUCUCCUUAUUCGUGUGAUUGAUACUGUAUUGAUAAUACAAAGAGAAAUUCUGUCUUGGUCACUCGUGGUAAUUUAAGAUAGAAAUAGAUUUUCCUGGAUUUUGGAGAUCAGUAACUUGGUAUAAAAUAGAAGAAAUUAAACAGCGAAGAAGCAUUGUUGAAUUAGCUGAUAGUCGCUUCUAGUUCAGCCGAAGAAAAGCUAGAUUUGUUUCGUUGAAUUUUUUCUUGACGCAAAUUUUGGAAAAGGUCAGGCGACGCAUGUCCCAGAGACAAGGAAAUAUUUGAAUUUUGAAAGAAAGAUAUAUUAAUAUCAUUUAUUGGGAAGGAAUUAAAGUUCCCCGAUUAUUUUAGGAAUUUUUUUAUUUAUGCGAUCAAUAAAAUUUUAAAGUUUAA
This is a messenger RNA of Stylophora pistillata, 1561 nucleotides long. RefSeq lists its product as uncharacterized. Gene Ontology annotation, molecular function: protein binding. Lineage: Eukaryota; Metazoa; Cnidaria; Anthozoa; Scleractinia; Pocilloporidae. The record is from RefSeq and is a predicted model, not a curated record.